AUGAUCUUCGUGUCUAGCCGCGCGAAGCCCUUGUACGUGAUGAAGAAAUGGGAAGAAUAUGCGCCGACUUUCGAAGUGCAGAGGCGGCUGGGAGAGAUUCAGAAGGCAGCGAACACAGUCUGCGAGCGCUUGGAACAAGAUACCAGUGAGAGGCAGGGGCUGCUACUUGCGUCGCUGCAGACGGUGGAGCGUGGUCACUCGGAAGCCCAGGGCCUGUUCCGGGACGUGGAGGCCAAGACUGCCACCCUGACUCAGGCAGCCACCCGGCAUGGAAAUCGGUUGAAGACGGCGCUCCUGGAGAAGCAGCGCGCGUCGGCUGCAAUCCGCCAGCUCAACCACCUGCUCACCUUUGCUCACGCGCCCAGCCUGUCUGCCCUGCCAGCCCUCUUCCACGACGAUGCACGAGCCGGGGAGGCGGCGGCCACAGCAACUGCCCUGCUGGCAGUGUCCCGGGAGGUCGUGGAGGCCAUGCGCAGCUCCCACACCCUCAAGCAGAGCGCCCCACUUGGCAGCAUCAAUGCUGCAUUGGUGAGGCUGGAGGAGUACUGCAAUGCCCUGGACAAUCGGGUGGUGUCCAGGUUUGACGCCGCCCUGGCCCGAUCUGACUUCCCCGCCAUGGCGGCCUGCGCACGCAUCAUGGCGGCCGGGGCUGGGAAGAAGGGCGACCCCUCGGGGUCGGGCGAGAGGCUGCUCAUCCAGCGAUACAUCUCCACCCGCCCCAUCUUCACCGAGCCGGAGCAGGGGCUGAUGGGCCGGGGCCCACUCGACGCCGGAAACCCACCGCCGCCUGGGAGUCCUGGGGACGCCUCCCCGCUGCGCAGCCUGAGGCUCCUCUACAAGACCCUGCUCCAGAACAUCAUGAACGAGGCGGUGGUAGCAGAACAGGUCUUCACCCAGCCCACGGCGGCACUGGCUGCCCUGGUCACGCGGGUUUUUGAGCAGCGUGUUCAGUUCGCCGUCGACCAGGCGCUGAGCUGGCGGGGAGUGCCCGAUCCCCCCUCAGCCUCCGACCUGCGCGCCCACCUUCGCCAGCUGGCGGAGGCGGUGGCCAUGACCCGGGGCCUGGCCAGCGACGCCCAGGAGGUGAUGGGUGGAGAGAGCGCCCUGAUGAACGAGCUGGCGGAUGCUGCCACGGCCCAGCACCUGGCAAAUUAUGUGGAGGAGGAACUGGAGUGGCUAGAGACACGCUUCCGGGAGGAGGAAGAAAGGGCGCCUGGCAACCCACUCUCGCUGCCGUCCUUCAUGGAGCUGCUGGCCGCUCACACGGAGGCGCUGGAGCGCGCGACGACGCUGGGGCUGGGCGCCGGCCUGACUGCCACGGUGCGGACCCUGCACGGCACCGCCGCCGACCUGGCCGCCCCAGAGGGCCCGCCCUGCCUGCUGCGGCAGGCCCGCGCCCUGCUGGCCGCCGGGCUGGCGGCCAGCGCCGGGAUGUGCGAGGUGCUGGGCGCGCUGGGCACGCUGGGCGCCGCGCUGGAGCUGCUGCUGGCGCACCACGGGGCGCGCGUGGCCCCGGCCUUGCUCCCUGCCCCCGCCGACGCGCGCACGGCGGCCGCGGGGCUGGAGGCGCUGCGCGCCGAGCUGGACGCCGAGGCGCUGGCGGCGCUCGACGCCGCGCUGGCCGCCGAGCUGGCCGGGCUGGAGGCGCGGCUGGCGGAGUGCCAGCUGCCCGCCGACUUCCGCCCCUCCGACGCCGACGCCGUGCCGGGGGAGGGGCCAGGGGAGCGCCCCACGCCGGCCUGCGCGCAGGCCUGCGCGACGCUGGAGGAGCUCAUGCUCCUGGCCGAGCAAUGCCUGCACGGCCCCAACCGCGAGUCCAUGCAGGCGGAGGUGGGCCUGCGGCUGGUGGAUGCGCUGCGGCGGCACAUGGCGCGCCAGCGCUUCUGCCCGCUGGGCGCGCUGUGCUGGCGGCGCGACCUGCAGGAGUAUCGGCGCGCUGCGCGCGCCGACGGCCCCGCAGCGCGCCAGCUGGCUGAGAUGGAGGCGGAGGCGGGCCUGCUGGUGGUGGCGCCCGAGGCGCUGCCGGGCCUGGUGGGCAGCACGCUGGGCCUCACCGCGCAGCGUGCCCGCCAGGUCAUCGCGCUGCGGGCGGACUGGGGCGAGGCCGGCGCGCGCGGCAAGAGGCUGGCCGCCCUCUUCCCAGACGACCAGCGGCGCUGA
Auxenochlorella protothecoides is the source of this 2160-nucleotide messenger RNA. Its product is annotated as Exocyst complex component 5. The record is from RefSeq and is a predicted model, not a curated record. Lineage: Eukaryota; Viridiplantae; Chlorophyta; Trebouxiophyceae; Chlorellales; Chlorellaceae. Gene Ontology annotation, cellular component: cytoplasm; exocyst. Gene Ontology annotation, biological process: exocytosis; Golgi to plasma membrane transport. The transcript is spliced from 10 exons. Bases 1 to 2160 code for a protein of 719 amino acids.